Molecule: messenger RNA, 3557 nt
Organism: Anneissia japonica
Lineage: Eukaryota; Metazoa; Echinodermata; Crinoidea; Comatulida; Comatulidae
Product: suppressor of tumorigenicity 7 protein homolog
Exons: 12
Coding region: 36-1679 (547 amino acids)
Molecular function (GO): protein binding
Source: RefSeq, a predicted model, not a curated record
ACGAAGUCAGAGAUCAGGUCAAAACAAAAUGCAAUAUGGCAGGCCUAUGGUCUGGUUAUGUUGACAGAAUAAAGUCUAUUUUCAGCUUCAUUUGGACCUAUCUGUGGGUGAUUUGGUUUGUUCUUGUAUUUUUCCUGAUUUACGUGCUCAGGACACCGCUAAAAAUCAGUGAAAAUAUGAACAUUGUGGCCAUGUUUCUGAACACUUUAACUCCCAAGUUUUAUGUGGCCUUAACUGGAACAUCUUCAUUAAUUUCCGGCCUAAUAUUGAUUUUUGAAUGGUGGUACUUUCGAAAGUAUGGAACAUCUUUUAUUGAGCAGGUUUCUCUAAACCACCUGUCACCUUGGCUCGGAGGGGGUGAAAACAGUAACAGUAAUAAUUCAGGACAGAACACAGCUCCAGAAUGUAAAACAUGGAGGAAUCCUUUAAACCUGUUUCGAGGGUCCGAGUAUAACCGGUACAUAUGGGUGACAGGGAAAGAUCCUUUAACAUACUACGACAUGAACCAGUCCGCACAGGAUCAUCAGACUCUAUUCACGUGUGAAGCAGAUAACACAAAACCAGCUGAAGAAAUAAUGUUGAGAGCAUGGAGAGAGAGGAAUCCACAAAACAGGAUCAAAGCUGCCAAAGAAGCCUUAGAAAUUGUCCCAGAAUGUUCUACAGCAUUGAUCAUGUUAGCUGAAGAGGAAGCUACCACUAUUUUAGAGGUAGAAAAAUUACUGAAACAAGCAUUGAAAGUUGCUGAGGCAAAUUAUCGAAAGAGUUUAGCAUUACAACACCAUAACUCAAGUAACGAAAAAAUACAUCGGCGAGAUACAAAUGUGCUUGUUUAUAUAAAACGUCGUCUUGCAAUGUGCGCCCGCAAAUUAGGUCGUGUGAAGGAAGCAGUGAAAAUGAUGAGAGACUUAAUCAAAGAGUACCCAAUGGUAAGCGUAUUCCAAAUACACGAAAAUUUAAUUGAAACACUUUUGGAGAUGCAGGCGUACGCCGAUGUACAAGCCGUGCUAGCUAAAUAUGAUGACAUCACAUUACCCAAGUCUGCAACAAUCUGUUAUACGGCAGCAUUACUAAAAGCAAGAGCUGUUAGUGAUAAAUUUUCUCCAGAAGCAGCGUCCAAGCGGGGACUAAGUACAGCUGAAAUGAAUGCAGUUGAAGCUAUACACAGAGCUGUUGAAUUUAAUCCACAUGUUCCAAAGUAUUUGUUAGAAAUGCGAAGCCUAAUCUUGCCACCUGAACACAUUCUCAAACGUGGAGACAGCGAAGCUAUUGCAUACUCCUUUUUCCAUCUACAGCACUGGAAACGAGUAGAAGGCGCCCUCAAUCUGCUUCAUUGUACAUGGGAGGGAACUUUUCGUAUGAUUCCCUACCCCCUUGAAAAGGGCCAUCUUUUCUAUCCUUACCCAAGUUGUACAGAGAGUGUGGAUCGUGAAUUGUUACCAGCUGCCUUCCAUGAAGUAUCUGUCUAUCCGAAGAAAGAGCUGCCAUUUUUUAUCUUGUUUACAGCCGGUCUGUGCACGUUCACCGCUCUCUUGGCCCUUCUCACUCACCAGUUCCCAGAUCCAAUGGGAUUUCUAGCUAAAGCAUUCCUUUCUUCAGUAUCUGUUCCCUUCAGCUAUUUGGUGGAUAAACUGGAGACAGUAAUUCCCUCCAGUUUACUGCAGCAACUGACAAAGCUCUAGCGCCCCCAACGGUCAAGAAGGGAGUACACAGCAAGAUGUUGCCUAAAGACAGGGCAGGUGCUACACAAAUUUGAAAUUGUAGUUUCAACUACACUGCUUCUGAAAUUUCGAAAAUGAAAUUGCUCUAAUUUAUUUUCUGUGAGGGUACUUAACCAUAAAAAAGCACUUUGUCAAAACAAUAAACACUUGGUUCUCAGUCAUUAGUGCUACUUUUUAAAAAUAUUUAUUACUGAAAUGAUGUGUGAUGUUUUAUACACAUUUACUAUUAAGUCAUUCAUGGAGUAAGAGGUUUCUCAAAAUUCAAUUAAUUAUCCAUUGUUUUUCAUGGUAAACCAUUUAAUUCAGAGCCCUCUCAAGAUAUCCUUUUAAUGUGCAAAUUAUUUUUGAAAUUAAUCAACAAUAUUUUGAAUCUGGACAUAGGGAGUCUGGCAGCCAGUUGUUCUGUUACCUUUGGCAGGUAAUACGGUGCACCAGGUAGUGUCUUAACACUCUGACCGCCGGGGGUUUGAUAAAAUGGUAUCAGCCACUGCCAGACAUUUUAGCAAAUUUUAACACUUUUCUGAAUCUUGUUGAGAGUGCGUAUGUGAUCAGAUUUACAUGAAUAAAUACGACAAGAACUACAAACAUCAUAGCUUGACAAUGGUACCAAACACUUUAUUCUAAUCACAAUCUGUGACCCGUAAAAUGAAAAUGACUCACUUCUGGAGAUUUACGCAAGCUAGACAAUUGCGAUUUUGUGAAAGUACAUACCGCUACACACAAUGUAAACAAACAGAUAGUGAAGUCCAGAUUGAAUAUAGUGUUCAAAUUGUUAGUACAUAUCGGUAAUUACCCCAUCUAUCGGAUUCUGUAAAAAAACCUGAAACCUGGAGAUUUUUUAAGGUGAAUAAAGCUCUGUCCAUACUAUUAAAUUGUGAUGAUGUCAUAAUUAUAUCACAGAUAUUUGUCACAAAAUGUGAGUCUGGACAAUGCUUUAUGUAUUUAGUUUUGAUUAGCAUCACAUAUAUAUUUAUAAAGAAUACUCAUUAUGUUUGAAAAAAGGAAAACACCAGAAGGUUGGUUUAUAGUUUACCUGAAAAAUUCUCAGUUGACUAAACGAUAAAUUACUCUAAUAACCAACCAAAGAAACAGUAAACUAACUAUUCAUGCUGAAGAAACCACAAUAAAUCUGCGGCUUUAUUAAGGCUAAUUCUGUAGUUCCUGAUGAUUGAUGGUGCCCUGGCAAGUUUAGACAGUUUGCUCAAAACUUGAUCGAUUGUUCUAUUAUUGUAUUUGAUUCAUCAUCGUCUGUCAUUCAGCAUCCAGAAAUGCUCUGGUUUGAACUUACCAUUAAUCACAUCACCGCAAUUUACAUUGUUUUGUUUUGACUAAGCUGCUGGUUCACGGCCAGCGACAUUCGUCAAAUGAUCUUUAACGAUUGACAGUUAAAAAAACAUGUUACUCUAAAAUGUUUUCAUGGUUUCCAGUUGAUAUCAUUGAUUUUGACAAUGCUUCCAAUGACCCGGUCAGUGGCCUUUCUAAAUUACUUUUACUUUACCCCCCACAAUUCCUUUCAUUAUCGCCCUUCAAGCACAACAUAAGUAUUAAACUCCAAGAAAUCUAUUGUUAUUAUUUACCCUAUCCAUUCACAUGCAAUAUUUUUUUAUAAUUAAGAAAGCAUAAUGAAAGAAUUGAUUAAUAUUAUCUUGAUCUGUUAAACACAGACUCAUGACUGUGUGGUUGAGACCCAGCCUAAAAACACUACCUUAUUUUAUCAUCCUUGUCAAAUACUGUAUGUCUAUUUCUUUAUUGCACAAACAUAAAUGAUAACAAUGUUCCUGUUGUUAAAAAAAAAAAAAACAUUAAAAGUUUUGAAACUUGUUGCAUUCACUGAAAAAU